This is a messenger RNA of Nyctereutes procyonoides (raccoon dog), 3255 nucleotides long. RefSeq names its product phospholipase A2 group IVD (gene PLA2G4D). Gene Ontology annotation, molecular function: calcium ion binding; calcium-dependent phospholipid binding. Gene Ontology annotation, cellular component: cytosol. Lineage: Eukaryota; Metazoa; Chordata; Mammalia; Carnivora; Canidae. Gene Ontology annotation, biological process: glycerophospholipid catabolic process. The record is from RefSeq and is a predicted model, not a curated record.
UUGGAAUAGUUGCUUCCAGCCAGCCAGGGAGCUGGCAACUUGGCAGGAGCUGGUCCUGGAGUGGAUCCAGAGGGUUGGUAUGGAAAGACUGACAACUAGGGGACCACCUGGCCAUCCUCACCAGGGGGAGGCCUCUGCCUGCUGGCAGCUCACUGUGAGGGUCCUGGAGGCACGGAACCUGGGCUGGACUGACCUGUUGAGCCAGGCAGACCCCUAUGUGACCCUGCAGUUGCCAACCGCACCUGGAACAAAGUUCAAGACCAAAACGAUCACCAACUCCAGCCAUCCUGUAUGGAAUGAGACCUUCAGUUUCCUAAUCCAGAGUCAGGUCAAGAAUGUUCUGGAGCUAAAUGUCUAUGAUGAGGACUCAGUCACGGAGGAUGAUGCCUGCUUCAAGGUUCUCUAUGACGUCUCAGAAGUCCAGCCAGGUGAGCUGCUCCGGAAGACCUUCUCCCUGUGUCCCCAGGGACAGGAGGAGCUGGACGUGGAGUUCUUGCUGGAAAAAACGUCAGACUGCCCAGAAAACCUCAUCACCAACAACGUCCUUGUGGCCCGAGAGCUGUCAUGCCUGGAUGUCCGUCUGGACAGUGCCGAGAGCACAGCCCAGGUCACAGAUGAGGAGCAGCUGGAGCUGGAGCUGGUGCUGAAGGGGUCAUAUGAGGACACGCAGACAUCUGCCCUGGGUACGGCCUCUGCCUUCCGCUUCCAUUACCUGGCAGCCCAAGAGACAGAACUGAGUGUGCGGCUGAGGAGCUCUGAAAACAAUGACUGGAAUUCAGACAAGUCAGCUGGGCACCUCACUGUGCCCCUGAGGUCCUUGGCCAUGGGGAAGGAGGUGACUGUUAACGUUCCUGUUAUAAAUACCCCAGGAGUGAGGCUGCAGCUCAAGGCUGAGGGCUGCCCUAAGGAGCUGGCUGUGCGCCUGGGCUAUGAUUUGUGUGCCGAGGAGAAAGCUUUCCUGAGCAGGAGGAAACGAGUGGUGGCCAGAGCCCUCAAGCAGGCCCUGCAGCUGGACAGAGACCUACAGGAAGAUGAGGUCCCUGUUGUGGGCAUCAUGGCCACAGGAGGAGGUGCCCGGGCCAUGACCUCUCUCUACGGCCACCUGUUGGCCCUGCAGAAGCUGGGCCUCCUGGACUGUGUGACCUACUUCAGUGGCAUCUCAGGCUCUACAUGGGCCAUGGCCCACCUCUACGGGGACCCUGAGUGGUCACAGAAGGACCUUGAAGGACCCAUCAAAUAUGCCAGGGAGCACCUGGCCAAGAGCAAGCUGGAGGCCUUCUCCCCAGAGCGCCUAGCAAGCUACCGCCAGGAGCUGGAGCUGCGGGCCAAGCAGGGCUACCCCACAACUUUUGUGGACCUGUGGGCUCUCGUCCUGGAGUCUAUGCUACAUGGCCAGGUGAUGGAUCAGAAGCUGUCGGAACAGAGAGCAGCACUGGAGCAGGGCCAGAACCCUCUGCCCCUCUACUUGAGCCUCAAUGUCAAAGAGAACGAUCUGGAGACCCUCGACUUCAAGGAGUGGGUGGAGUUCUCCCCCUAUGAGGUCGGGUUCCCGAAGUACGGAGCCUUUGUCCCUACGGAGCUCUUUGGCUCCGAGUUCUUCAUGGGGCGGCUGAUGAGGAGGCUCCCGGAGUCCCGCAUCUGCUUUCUGGAAGGUAUCUGGAGCAACAUUUUCUCCCUGAACUUGCUGGAUGCCUGGUACGACCUCACCAACUCUGGUGACACCUGGAAGCAGCACAUCAAGGACAAGAUCAGGAACCUGGAGGAGUCUCCUGCCUCCUUGACGACCUCCUCAUGGCUGUCGGCCUCAUGGCUGGAACCUGGAACGGCCCUGGCCAAGGCAUUUAAGGGCUUCCUGACAAGCAGGCCACUCUACCAGCACAGCUGCAACUUCCUCCGGGGCCUCCAACUGCACCAGGAUUAUUGUAGCCACAAAGAUUUCUCCACUUGGGCAGACUGCCAGGUAGACUCCACCCCUGGCCAGCUGACCCCUCAGGAGCGGCUCUGCCUGGUAGAUGUUGGCUACUUCCUCAACACUAGCUGUCCCUCCAUGUUCCGGCCAGGCCGAAGGCUGGACCUCAUACUCUCCUUGGAUUACUCCCUCUCCGCACCCUUUGAGGCCCUGCAGCAGACUGAGCUAUACUGCCGGGCCCUGGGACUGCCAUUCCCUCGAGUGGACCCCAGCCCUCAGGACCAACGCCAGCCGACAGAGUGCCACCUCUUCUCGGACCCCACCUGCCCUGAUGCCCCUGUCCUGCUGCACUUCCCGCUGGUCAACGCCUCCUUCAAGGACCACUCAGCCCCUGGUGUCCAGCGCAGCCCUGCAGAGCUCCCAGCCAGCCAGGUGGAUCUCACUGGGACCACCUCACCCUACUACCUGUUCAACAUGACCUAUAAGGAGGAGGACUUUGAUCAUCUACUGCAGCUUAGUGACUACAAUGUACGGAACAGCCAGGGCGCCAUUCUGCAGGCCUUGAGGACUGCCAUGGAGCACCGGGCCCUGGGCACCAGGCCUCCAACAGCGAGGAAUUGAGGCUGCUCAGGGACCCCAGCGCUUUGAUGACCCUCCAGGGGCUAGGGCCUUAACCCAAGCACAGCUGGGUACAGCCACAGCCCUCACUGGGCUGGAGUUCCCGGGCUGUCCAGGCCUUGGCCUCUUCUGCAGUGGGUCUCACGGCCCAGACGGGCUGCUUGGUACCCCAAGUUCUCCCUUACUUUCAUCACUGGCUUGGGAGGAGCUGAAAGUAACUCCUCACCAGAUCAGUGUGUAGAAUAUCUGGUCCGACCAGACAAAUGUUUACAUGUGAUUACUUUCCUGCCAGGCAAAACAGAUUUGGGGUACAAGCUGCAGGUGUCAGACCAGGAGUGGGGGCAGGCAGGGCAGGGCAUGGCCUGACCGAGAGGUGGCUCCAGACAUCAGGCAUCAUCAUGCUGUGUCCUGAGAAUCUCCUCUUCAUCCCCUCCUCCUCUCCUCGCUCUUCUAUUAUCUUUAAGCAACUUUAGUGACGUGUAAUCCACAUACCACAUAAUUUGUCCAUCUAUAGAGUACAACUCGAUUGCUUUUACUAUGUAUUCACAGAGUUGUGCAAACCUCCCCACGGUCAUUUUGAGAUUUUCAUCACCCCAAAAAGAAACCCUUCACCCCUUAGCUGUCAACCUCAACCCUCCCUCCCGAGCCCUAAGCAAUGACUAAUCUACCUUCUGUUUCUAUAGAUUUGCUUAUUGUGGACAUUUCCUAUAAAUGGAAUUAUACAAACA